UGAGGAACCACAGCACCAUCACCGAGUUUAUUCUCACUGGGCUGUCUGAUGACCCCCACAUCGAGGCUCUGCUCUUUGUGCUCUUCCUGGUGUUUUAUAUCCUGACCAUGAUGGGGAACCUGACGAUGAUGCAGGUGAUCAGGGCUGACUCCCACCUCCACACGCCCAUGUACUUCUUUCUGAGUCAUCUAUCAUUCGUGGACCUCUAUUUAUCUUGUGUCGCUGUGCCUAAGCUACUGAAGGACCUCCUGUCUGAGCAGAAAACCAUCUCGGUAGAAGGUUGUCUGGCCCAGAUCUUCUUCGUGUUCCUCGGUCCAGGGAAUGAAGCUUAUCUGCUCUCUGCCAUGGCCUAUGACCGCUAUGCCGCCAUCUGCCACCCGCUGGUCUAUGGCCAAGUGAUGAGCCACCAACUCUGUGUGAGGCUGGUGGUGAUCUCGUGGGGUCUGGCCUCUCUCAAUGCAGUCAUCAUUGAGCUUUUGGCUAUUAACCUGGACUUCUGUGAUGCUCAAACCAUACACCACUACAUGUGUGAGCUGCCCUCCCUCUUCCCUCUGUCUUGCUCUGAUAUCUCCAUCAGUAUCAGUAUCUUGUCCUUAUCCACUAUAUUCCUUGGGUUUGGAAACUUCCUCCCAAUCUUCUUCUCCUAUGUCCGUAUUAUACUCAACAUCCUGAGCAUCAGCUCCACCGCAGGCAGAAGCAAGGCCUUCUCCACCUGCUCCUCCCACCUCGUUGCGGUGAUCCUGUUCUUCGGCUCAGGGAUGCUUCGCUAUCUCAUGCCUCCCUCUGGUUCCUCCCUUAAUUUACUCUUCUCCAUACAGUACAGUGUGAUCACACCCCUGCUGAAUCCCCUCAUCUACAGCCUCAAAAACAAGGAGGUAAAGACAGCUGUGAAAAGGACACUGGGGAAAUAUUUGCAAUAUUUCAGGUGGUGA
Molecule: messenger RNA, 932 nt
Organism: Camelus dromedarius (Arabian camel)
Lineage: Eukaryota; Metazoa; Chordata; Mammalia; Artiodactyla; Camelidae
Product: olfactory receptor 8S1-like
Exons: 1
Coding region: 108-932 (274 amino acids)
Biological process (GO): G protein-coupled receptor signaling pathway
Cellular component (GO): plasma membrane
Molecular function (GO): G protein-coupled receptor activity; olfactory receptor activity
Source: RefSeq, a predicted model, not a curated record